ACUGAAGCGGCUGUUUCGAGUUUGGUCGGUACGAGUCUUGGAAUAUCCACAUGGAUAGUUCGGGUUCGUGUUUCUUGCUCGUUGGAAUUUUCACAGGCUAUUGUUGUUAAUGAUUACGCCAAGAAGUAAAUGGUCAUUUUCUCAUCCAGGUCGAUGAAUUGUGGAUAUAAAAUUAUUUACCAAGAUUUUCUUCCACACAAUGAAGUUUAAUCAAACAUCUGUGGAUUCAUCUUUGGGUAGUCUUUCUGUAUCGUCCGCUGUCGAUCGAUCAUAUGACUCGUUCUUGAACAAUGUGGAUACACAACCGGGUGCAUUACUUUCUGAACUUUUGUCAGAUUGUACACCACUUGAUUGCUUUGUUUCAAGCACUGUACAAUCAUCCAAUAGUCAAGAUAAUAUAUCUUUAUCACUUUAUGGAGUAUCAUCAUCUUCCAAUAAUAAUAGUGAUAACAUUAAUAAUAAUAGUAGUAAUGGUAAUAAUAACAUUACGAAUACUAUUGAUGAUAUGAAUGGAAUUUAUGGUCCAAUAAAUCCUAAUUCACAUGAUUGCUAUCGAAAAAAUUCUACAAUUGAAUUAAAAUCUGAUCCAGAUAUAUCAUCUAAAUUUAUUCAAGAACAGUCCAAAGAUAGUGGUGUGCUGCCAGUGAUGUCGAAACUUGAUAAUUCUAUUAGAGAUUCAAUUUUCUCUGACCGUUAUGAUGCAGAUAAAAAUAACAACACUAGUAAUGUCACUUCCACCACUAAUACUACUGCGGUUACUACUACGUCUACUUCUCCUUCUACUACUACUACUACUACUACUACUACUACUACUACUACUACUACAACUACUACUUCUAUCAUUAUUAAUAAUAAUUAUUAUGAAUCAGAUGUUAAACACUAUACAAAUACAUCAUCAACAUUGAAUCAAUCCACCAUAGUUUCAUUAUCACUGACAACAACAAUAACAACAACACCGACACCAAUCAUAAAUCAAGCCGCUUUAAUUGCAGCUGCCUUAGCGAAAGCAUCUGCAGACAAGACAAUGAAUGGUCCUUUCUCACUAAUUGAACGUAAUACUACCAUACCACUUAAUAAUAAUUUAGGAAUGAUGAAUAAUAAAUCACGUAGAAAUUCAUUAACAAUACCAAAUCAUAAUAUACAUUUAUCGUCAUUAGAUGAUCAAAGUAAAUUAAUUAGUCAAAAAACUUCUAGUUCUGAAAAACACUUCAUUGAACAAAUUAGUUCAAAUAAUGAGCAAAGUCCUAAUCGUUUUCAUUCUUCAGAAGAAUUUGAUAAUCUAUUGGAUUCAAAUACACCUAUAUUAGAUUUUACUUUCUCCGAUGUACAGUAUUGGUGUAGUGUCUUUUAUUAUGAAUUAAAUACUCGUGUUGGUGAUGCAUUUCACGCUGGUCGGCCAACGUUAACAAUUGAUGGUUUUACUGAACCGUGCUAUCGUUCUGAUCGAUUCAGUUUAGGCAGCUUAAGUCAUGUUAAUCGACCUUUGCAAGUUGAGACGACUAGAAGACAUAUUGGUCGUGGGAUACGACUACAUCAUAUCGGUAGUGAGGUUUACCUUGAAUGUUUAAGUGAUGCUGCAGUUUUUGUUCAAUCACCCAGUUGUAAUCGUUUCUACAGUUGGCAUCCAGCAACUGUUGUCAAAGUCCCACCAAAGUGUAAUUUAAAACUUUUUGAUAGUGCAGCAUUUGCUAGUCAGUUAGCUGAUAAUAUGUCACGUAGUUAUGAAUCUGUCUUUUCACUAACUCAUAUGUGUUCAAUACGUGUUAGUUUUGUAAAAGGUUGGGGAGCAGAAUAUAGAAAACAUUUUUAUUUAAUUUAGAAGACAAACAAUAACCAGCACACCAUGUUGGAUAGAAGUACAUUUAAAUGGACCAUUAAAAUGGCUUGAUCGUGUACUUCGACAAAUGGGUUCACCUACACUUCCAUGUACAUCAGUGAGCUGAGAAAAUUUUUUUUUGAAAGAAAACAACUAAAUCAGAACACACCUAAUCGAUCUCAUCCACCUAUUUUAUUGUAUUAUAUUAUUACUAUUAAUUAAUAAUCUUCACGGCUGGUAACUAAACACACAUACAUGCACACGCACACAACCGCCAUCGACCCCAUCAUUAUCUGUUCGUUACAUAUGUUUUGUUUUUAAAAUGUCUGUGUUCUACUUUGGUUUCUCCGACGGGAUAGAUGUAAACGAGAAAGAUUCACUACUGAUGAAAAAAAUGUAAUAAACAAUAGCAGUAGUAUAUAUAUUACUAUUCGUAUCUCUUGUUUUAAUGUUUAAUAUAUAAGUUUUUAGAUGAUUCUUCGUCAGUAUAUUGAAGUUAAUUGUCAUCUUAGCUAGCAUUUACGCUAUACUUAAAAAUAAUGAUAUGAUUGAAAAUUAUGGCGAACACUUAAAGAACGGUGUAAUAUAUAUACGUAUACAUAUAUAUAUGUACACUUGAUCUAGGAAUAAUGAAUGAAUGAAUUAGAUAUAUUUCUACUGAAUUAGCAGCAAAGAUAAUUUUAUUGAAUCUUUUUUGUUUCCCAUAGAUUUUUUUUACUGAUUUGCCCUUCCCUCUUUUGGUUAUCCGUUUCUCUGGCUUCUUAGUAUUCUAUUUCUUUUUGUUGUUUUUUUGUAUUUCAGUUGAGUCGAUAUUCUGUGUACGUGUACUAAUACUAUUACCACUAAUGUUUGUAAUACUAAUAAUACGAACUCUGAAUGAUGAUAUGUUAGACAGCGUAUGUUAAACAGUAGUAAUGUGAAUGUAUUAUUUCUGUCUAUGUAUACACAUUUAUUUAUUCAUUUUGUUCGUUCUUCAAGUUGAUUAUUCGUUGGUUUGUACAAAAGUGUAAUUUUCUCUUCUUUUUUUCCUUUCGAAUAGUAAAUAUUGCUUACCCAUAGACAGACAAACGAAGCACAUUUAAGUAAACAAGAGACUGUUCUAUCUAUUCACCCAACUUUAAAUUAGUGCACUUUUCUUUUUGUUUUGCACGAUCGAUUCUUUGUUUAUUUUGCUUAUCUAAGUAAAAACACCCUGUUGUGGAUAUUAUUUUUCUAAACUAACGUAUGUUCUUCUUCCCCUUUUCUUUAUAUAUAUAUACGCGAACUUCUUUUUUGUCAUUCAAAGUUUUACUGUCAUCGUCGAUCAUAUUACUUAUAAUUAUGUUGAAAUUCUUUCUUUUAAAGAGUAUUU
Molecule: messenger RNA, 3167 nt
Organism: Schistosoma intercalatum
Lineage: Eukaryota; Metazoa; Platyhelminthes; Trematoda; Strigeidida; Schistosomatidae
Source: the annotation of a GenBank genome assembly